AGAAGCCCGGGGAGGGCGCGAGGGGGCAAGGUCCCCGCACUUCGAGGGCAAUACGCGGGGCCACGCGGCCUGUACCCGGGGGCUGCCAUCCGCUUCGGGUGCCCCUCCUGAGCGGGAUGCCCCGGCUGCCGCCUGACCUGACCGCCCAAUCCGGGCCCAGAACCCUGGAAGGCGCGUCGGUCACUUCCGGCCAGGACCGGAAGUCCGCGAACGGCGCCCGCCUCGCGCUACGACGCACUUCCGGCCUGAGGGGCCGCUGUCCUCACGGCCUCCAGUAGGGGGCGCUAGGGCCUCGGUAACAAGGCGAAGGCCUUUAGCCCUCGCGCGUUCUGAGAGUUCGCAGUCCCCACCCCUAACCCCUCUAAUCAAUUCCGGGUCCUUUUCGCGAGCCAGUGACGCCAUUUCCGGGGAUGGGAAGGCUAGGAAGAGAGCACAAGAGUAAUGAUUACAUGUCCCGACAGGCCUCGGGAGUAGCGGCCCAGUGCCUGGUGGGAGAUGUAGUUCAUCGGGCACAGCAGCUGCGGCGCUCGGCCGGCGAAGGACUCGGUUUCCCAGAGGGCCGAGCACGACGCAAGAUGGAGACGGCCGGGCCGCGGUAACCCGCAGCCUCCCUGGAGCAGCUGGAGCAGGUGGAGCAGCUGGAGCAGCUGAGCAGGUGGAGCAGCUGAGCAGGUGGAGCAGCUGAGCAGAGCCGCGCAGGGGUCUUCGUGUUGAGGACACAGCCCGCCUCUGGCCGCGGGGCUCGGGCACCGGCACCGGGCACCCAGGAAGGUGUGCGGCCCAGGACGCAUGGCGGAGGUGGGGGCCGGCGAGCCCUCCCCUGGCCUGGAGGUCGAGCAGGGGACGGAGUACGACGUCCUGUCUCCGCCCACCGUCUCCCUCAGCGACUCCGACUCGGACUCCGACCUCAGCUGGCCCGGCAGCGCCCCGCUGGAGGCCCUGACCCCCGAGCGGCUGCCCGGGGAGGCCCAGGGGGACUCGGGCCCCGACAGCCCCCCCUCGUCGCCCAGGGGCCCCCCCGCCGCCGCCGUGCAGCCGUUCCACCUGCGGGGCACCAGCAGCACCUUCUCUCAGCGCAGCCACAGCAUCUUCGACCGCCUGGAGGGGGCGGCCAGGCAGGCGCUGCCCCCCGAGGGCCCGGCGGGCCUGGGUGACGGCGGGGGCUUCAAGCAGCCCCGGGUGCCCUCCAGCCGGCCCCGUCAGAGCCUCGUCCCCCCGAGGGUGCCCCCCGUGCCCGACUACGUGGCCCACCCCGAGCGCUGGACCAGGUACAGCCUGGAGGACGUGGCCGAGGCCAGCGAGCAGAGCAACCGGGCGGCCGCCCUGGACUUCCUGGGCUCCCCGCGUGGGGCUGCGCCUGGCAGCUACGAGCCCUCCUUCAACCAGGACCCGUCCAGCCGCGGGGAGGGGAGGGUCGUCUUCUCCAAGCCCACCCGCGCCGAGGCCAGGCCCGCCAGGCCGGAGAGGAAGAGGGUCCUGCCGGAGGCGGGGGGCCCCGUGGAGCUGGCGCACCUGGCCAGGCCUGGGAGCCCGGAGGCUGAGGAGUGGGGCGGCCCCCACGGGGGCCUGCAGGAGGUGGGCGUGCCUGAGGGGGCCCCCCACAGUAGGCCGGCGGCAGGCCCCCCGGCGGUGGAGACGGUUGGCUUCCACGGCAGCAGGAAGCGGAGCAGGGACCACUUGCGGAGCCAGAGUGCGGCCCCCGAGGCCCCCGGUGCUGAGGGCUGACAGCGAGACGGCCCCCAAGUCAGGAGCCCCACCCCGGGGGCUGGGAGCCAGGCGGGCAGCCUGUAGGAGGCGCGUGGCCUGGUUGGGCUCAGGCAGUGGCUUUGGGGCUGGGACCUUGCCAAGGGGACUGGAAGCUGGGCCUGCGGUGCCCCUGGAGGAGCAAUAAAGGUUUUGGGUUUUA
Molecule: messenger RNA, 1906 nt
Organism: Myotis myotis
Lineage: Eukaryota; Metazoa; Chordata; Mammalia; Chiroptera; Vespertilionidae
Gene: TSSC4
Product: tumor suppressing subtransferable candidate 4
Exons: 3
Coding region: 790-1725 (311 amino acids)
Source: RefSeq, a predicted model, not a curated record